AUGCGGGGGGGGGGGGGUCAAGGGGCUAGUACAGCAUCUUCACACUCAAUUGCUUUCUCCUCUUUCCGAACUGAGGGCUGGUACCACCUCCACUCUGGUGUGGACUCAAGCUCUGUCCCCCUGAGCAGCACCUCAGUACCCUUGGAUGAAGAGGACAGUGUUCACAGCAGGCCAAGGAGCUCUUGCUCUGCUUGAGGAGGACCCUGUGUGGAGAUUGUCUACUAGAAACUGCAGGAGCUUCAGUGAUCCCAUGGAGAGUGGGACUUCCUUCCGCUGGAGAUGGGGAUAUGACCACAGAGGGGAUCUGAGGGGCUAAUCUGGUAUUUUUACAUCUCUUCCACGGGAGGAGAGGCCACAACAGUAGAAGAAAAGACAAGAAAGUAAUGGAGAUCAUAAAAAGUGUGCCUUGUUCAGCUGCCUUGCAGAGUAAGUGAGUCAAAGGAGAAAACCUGUGUUCAUCUCCACAAAUAAGCUACUCACCACUUUUACUCAGAAUGCAGCGCCUAUGGUGAUAAAACCAGGUGCUGUUCACUGACACCAUAAAAGAGUGUUGAAACCACAGCACAACGCGUCUCAGAUCAUAUAUGCACCAGUUUUAAGGACUGGCAACUGGCACUGGCAACACGUUAAACCACAAUCCAUGGUGAGAAAAUGAGGACAUCUUACAUAACUCUGAAAAUAUGUCACUUCUCCAUGCGGAAUCCAUUGGAACCUAACGUUCAGGAUCCGACAAGGCUGAAGCUGGAAAUGGUAGCUUUGAGACUUCCGACUUGAGACAUGGAGGGGAUGGAUCCAGUUUUGGACCCCAUGGCUAACAGCUCAACACAGAAUUACACAGGUCUCUGGGGACACACUACUCCAAAAAUGCACCUGGUGUCUUUGCAUGGUGCACAGUUCCACCUAAAAGACUUGGUAGGGAUUUUCUUCAUGGUGAGCCUGAACAUUGUGGCCCUCCUUGCCAACACUGCAGUGAUGGUGGUUAUAAUAAAAGCGCCGCACCUGAGAAAAUUUGCUUUUGUUGGCCAUCUGUGCUUGGUAGACUUGCUCUGUGCUGUUCUCCUGAUGCCCCUGGGCAUCGUGUCCAGCUCUCCCUUCUUCCGCUCUGUGGUCUUCACUGUGUUGGAGUGCCAGGUCUACAUUUGCCUCAACGUGUUCCUUGUCUGUGCCUCCAUCCUCACCAUCACCGCUAUCAGCAUCGAGAGGUACUACUACAUUGUUCACCCUAUGAGGUACGAGGUAAAAAUGACACUCAACCUAGCUGUCACAGUGAUAGUCUUCAUCUGGUUCAAGUCUAUCAUCCUGGCUCUAGUUACAUUGCUUGGAUGGCCAGUUUACAGGGGCCACAGCACCAGCGGAACUGCCUACUGCUUCCUGCACUGGAGUCAGAGCAAUAACAGAAAAGUGUUUGCUAUCAUCUUCACUGUGCUGUGCUUCUGCCUUCCAGCCCUAGUGAUCUUCACUGUUUACUGUAAUGUCUAUAAAGUAGCCCGUGUUGCAGCCCGCCAGCACGGAUCCCUGCCCACCUGGGCAACCAACCCGAAGCGACGCUCAGACUCUAUCAACAGCCAGACCACCAUCAUCACCACACGCAGUGUCCCCCAGAGGAUCUCGAGAGACAGGAUCUUUGGAGGAGGCAAAGCAGCAUUCACCCUCAUUGUCAUUGUGGGCCAGUUCCUGGUCUGCUGGCUGCCUUACUUCUCUUUCCACUUGCACCUGUCCCUCAGGGCAUCACUCCAGAACCUCGGGGACAUGGGGGUGGCUAUUACCUGGCUGGCUUAUUCCUCCUUUGCGGUCAACCCCUUCUUCUACGGCCUCUUGAAUCGACAGAUCCGUGAAGAACUUCUUAAGCUGCGGAGGUGCUUCAGCACACGGCCAGUAGAGCUGGCAGCUUCGAGCCAUGAUGGCUCAGCCCAGGAGAACUUCCUCCAUUUCCUGCAGAGGACUAGCUGCACCAUGGAGACCCGCUCGAGCUGUGUUAUCUCCAGCCCUCGGCUCACGCUAGAUCAAACUAUGCAGAACUUCAGAAUCCCAGGGCAGAUCCCUGAAGACUUCAGCUGAAGGUUUAUAUUACUUUGCAUUAUUUUAUUCUAGACUGUUUGCCUUAUUAGGAGAAUCUCAAGUUGGUUCAUUAAGAUGUUAUGCUGAAAAUCAGAACUCUGCACUCAGACUUCAUCUCAAAACAUCAUUAUUUUACAAAACUCUAUAAACAGCACCAUGCUUCUGCAAAAGUAAAAAUUUUAUUGCACAAUAAUAAUAAUAAUAAUAAUAAUAAUAAUAAUAAUAAUAAUAAUAAUAAUAAUAAUAACCAGCCAAUGCCAUUUACCUGGCUUAGGCAGCCCACAGUUUUAUGCUUCACUUGUUUCAAUGGUUGCAUAAACUAUACACAGUUCAGGUUAAAUAUCUUACAUUAGACUACAAUAGAAGACUGUGAGGAAGGCAGCAGGUGGCAAGCAAAUCUGUCUGCUUUUGUGUACCAUGAAUAAGAUACAUGCCAUCUCUUAGAAUAAUAGUAGUCACACUGUAGAGAAACAGUUCAUAGGUUGACGUUUUUCCACUAAGAAGCAUUUUGGAGAUGAUUGUUUUUUGUAGAUCUUACUUGUGGAGGCUUUAGCCCGCUGAGGUGCUCAGUUUCUAGUGUAUUGCAGUCUUCAGAACUCUGUCUACUGCCUGCACUGUCCAUCAUUUAUAUUUGUAUAUAAAAAUAUGGCUUUUUGUGUAGCUCAUUACAUGAUAUUACAUUACUUACAUUACUUGUGUUAUCAUUUAAAAUCAGUUCUAAAGCACUCUGAGUGCUGUUGGUAGUUCACAUGAGAUUUUGUAGUGGAUGUACAGUCUGUUUCAGCAUGGACUUGUAUGGUACUAUACCCUAAGAUUAUAGUUCUAUGGAAGAUAAUUUUUAAAAUUGUUACAUAACAGAGACUUUGAGAAAGUUGGGAAAAACUAAAGUAUCCUGAAAACUUAACAUAUUAUUGUAGGGUACGUUAAGGCAUCUGUUGCUAUCUCAUUUUAAUAGUACAAUAUUUGUAUAAACAAAAAAGACAAAUAUUUUCUU
This is a messenger RNA of Scleropages formosus (Asian bonytongue), 3052 nucleotides long. RefSeq names its product probable G-protein coupled receptor. Gene Ontology annotation, biological process: G protein-coupled receptor signaling pathway. The record is from RefSeq and is a predicted model, not a curated record. Gene Ontology annotation, molecular function: G protein-coupled receptor activity. Gene Ontology annotation, cellular component: signaling receptor complex; plasma membrane; endosome. NCBI's taxonomy places the organism in Eukaryota, Metazoa, Chordata, Actinopteri, Osteoglossiformes, Osteoglossidae. Bases 778 to 2058 code for a protein of 426 amino acids. The transcript has 3 exons.